AUGAUUCAGAAAUCUACAAACAAGGCCGAGAUGAUCAAGGUGUUUCGAGAUUAUGGAAUUGUAAAGCAACUCAACACUAUUAUUUCAUGUAGAAAUAUACGUUUGUGUAACAGUCCUGUUCCUGAUAUUGUAAACCUACUCAAAACACUUGCUGAUUUUGCCGACAAUCACCCCGACAGUUCAAUACGUACCAAGUUGGAACAAGGCGGGAUGUUUGAAAAUCUAACGGCUAUUGUACAAUCGAAUACUGCUGACCACAGAAACAAAAGGAUUGCUGGCCAGAUCAUCGAAACGUGUUUCCAGCAUCUGGUUCAUGUUGCUAAUUCAAGCAUUUGGCCAUACGACGACAAUGCCGAAAUUGAUAUGAAAUCUGGAAUGGCCGGAGAUACACAUGGACAGGUACGCACACUUGUCGAAAUGCGGUAUAUCCAGUAUCUGCAAUCUCAGUCGACCGUAGAUCCUAAUGAUUCGGACAACUCUGUCAAACAGUCCAAACAGUCUAAUGAAUCAUCGUCAUCCUCUCAGUCUGAACAGUCUGAUGAUAAUGAUUGCUCUUUUUUUAAUAGCCAUAUUUCAAAGAACGAACAGUCUAGUCUCACACCUCGACAAAAACUGGAUAGGAUCGAAAGAAUGAUGAGAAAAAUAGGUAUGGAUAUUCCAACUGGGGCUGAAGACACACGCAAGAUAGACGCCGAGGUGAAACAAAGAGUACAAGAAACUAAAAAAAAGGGGCAUAUAAUGGCUCCAUCUGAUAGAAGGAAUCUAAUGAGACUGAAACUAGAAAGAUCAUGGAUUUGUUACAAUUUGGAACUCGAGUCGUUCAAUGAAAUGUCGAUAAACGCUGUAUCUGAGCCUACUCCAGAAACAUCCGAAUCUACUUCUAAACCUCAUGGCUCAAAACAGGGUUUUUUUAAAACCCAUCAGUCAAAAUCAAAUCGUCAAGAAAAUCAAUCCACUUUAUCAGCUUGGAAACUUAAACUCAAAAUUAAGAAACCUAAACUACCAAAACUGACAGUGUAUAGUAAAUCAAUGUUUGGAAACUAG
Messenger RNA from Batrachochytrium dendrobatidis JAM81, 1044 nucleotides. RefSeq lists its product as uncharacterized. The transcript is spliced from 2 exons. The coding region runs from base 1 to 1044 and encodes 347 amino acids. The record is from RefSeq and is a predicted model, not a curated record. NCBI's taxonomy places the organism in Eukaryota, Fungi, Chytridiomycota, Chytridiomycetes, Rhizophydiales.